AUGGCAGAUGCGACAGAGACUGGAAAUAAAGUGAGGCAGCGUCGUGCAAGUCGCCCAAAAGUAAAGACAGGAUGUAAUAAUUGCAAGAAUCGAAGAGUGAAGUGCGAUGAAACGAGACCUGAAUGUACAAAAUGUGUUAGAUCGGGGAGACGAUGCGAUGGCUACCCAGCGUACAAUCCGAGAAAUAGGCAUGCCAAUAAUACUCUACCAAUUGCUCCUCGACCGAGUAAUGCUGGGUUGGAAUCGCAUCCAAUACCAUCCCACAACACCAUAACAACGGCUUUACCUGGUUCAACGGCACUCAUUCCUAGGAAAACAUCACGUAUUAUCAAUAAAUCAAGAUCUAUCAGUCCAUUCUCACCUACCACGCCAUCAAUCCACACACCAUCAACCAUCAAUUCUAUCGAAAUUGAUUCCGAGAUAUUUCGACCACCCACUCUCGGUCUUCCAUUCGACGCAAAGGAAGGUCAAUAUUUCCAAGUCUUCCGCACUCAUACCGCCAGCGAAUUAUCUGGAUUCUUCGAUUCGGAAUUCUGGACGCGCAGUGUUCUUCAAGAGUCGCAUUCUGAAGCAUCCAUACGUCAUGCCGUUGUAGCUCUUGGAGCUCUCUACAAAACAUUAGAAAAAGUCGCUGAAUCACCCCCGAGUUCUCCUACCCCUUCUAAUCAAGGUACUUCGAGCAGCGAUUCCGCACCUACUCAUUGGAGUUUCGCUUGGGAACAGUAUGGAAAAGCAGUUACGCGCAUGCGCCAGAGUAUCUCGAACAAUGAGGUCAGAUCUCAACGAACGAUUUUAAUUUCCAGUGUGUUAUUCACUUGUUUUCAAUCGUUUGUGGGGGAUCACAAGGCUGCUAUUAAACAAGUACAAGUAGGGUUAGGAGUGAUGGAAAAACAACGCAGGGAAAGAAAGAAACCGUAUAUUCAGCGCGAAGAUGAUAUUGUGGAAGAAGAGUUGGGACAAAUGUUUACACGCAUGGCUAUUCAAGCCAAAUCAUAUGAUAUGGCGUUUCAUUUUCCAGCUCCAUGGGUUAUCCGUCUUUCUACCAAUCCAAGUAUCGCUAAUCCCGUAGCAUCACAAUCCGGACCGCCCUCUCCUUCGACAAGUAGCUCUCCAACGAAUCUCGAUUGGAGAUAUCACGUUUCUCGAGAUCCUAAUUUGGCAAAUCCACCCAGUCCAUCCGAUAGCUCAACUGGCACAACCGCCUCAAUCGAAGCCCCCAUUCCCGAAAGCUUUCCAAACAUUCACGAGGCAAGAUUGGUACUCGAUGCUUUAUGUGAAAGAAUUAUGAGAUAUAAUGAGGAACUAGUAGGUUUCUACACGGUAUCCAAUAACAUUCUUCCUGCCUCGAUAAAAUCCAACGGAUACGGCUUCGGUCGUUCUCUCGAACAAUGGCAAACGACAUUCGCUCCUCUUCUUGCUAAACGCCGUGCGCCUGGUACUUCGAAUAUUGAAAGAGCGGGUAUCAUUGUUCUUCAAAUGACAUGUAUCAUGACACGAAUUCUGGUCUUUACCGCAUUUUCCGCCAACGAAAUGGAUUUUGAUCAAUUUCUUCCUAUAUUCACCGAGAUCAACGAAUUGGCUAAGGAAUUGAUCGUAGAUGAAGAAUUAGCAUUGGCACAAGCGCGAUGUGGAGCAGGUUGUAAGCAUGUUACUUCUGGCCCGGGAAUCAAAAGGGGAAUGCGAACGCCAUUUGGAGUUAAGGUUACGAGUUCUUCUCCAAGUCCUGGUCCCGAUGGAAAACAUUCGCAUGAGACUUAUUCGCAUAUUAAACCCUCUUUCGCACUUGAUCUUGGUAUCAUUCCGCCAUUAUUCGUUGUGGCGACGAAAUCGAGAGAUAGAAGAUUGAGGAGAGAAGCGAUCAGUCUUUUGACAUCGAGUCAUAGGAGAGAAGGAAUGUGGGAUUCGAGACUGUGUGCGGGAGUGGGAAAUUGGAUUAUGAAUGUGGAGGAAGAGGGGUUGGAUCCAUAUGUUAAGGGGGAAGCAUCGGAAAAGCAAGUGGUGCCGGAUGAGAAGAGGGUGAUGGUUAUGGAAAUGUGGUUUAACCUUGAGAGGAGGUGGGCAAUGUUGAGGUGUGGAACUAGGGGGGUGAAGAAGGGAGAUUUUGAUUCGAGGGCGAGGGAAACACCGGUUUCUUGGUAG
Molecule: messenger RNA, 2139 nt
Organism: Botrytis fragariae
Lineage: Eukaryota; Fungi; Ascomycota; Leotiomycetes; Helotiales; Sclerotiniaceae
Product: putative c6 zinc finger domain protein
Exons: 2
Coding region: 1-2139 (712 amino acids)
Biological process (GO): regulation of DNA-templated transcription
Molecular function (GO): zinc ion binding; DNA-binding transcription factor activity, RNA polymerase II-specific
Source: RefSeq, a predicted model, not a curated record